Molecule: messenger RNA, 2964 nt
Organism: Anguilla anguilla (European eel)
Lineage: Eukaryota; Metazoa; Chordata; Actinopteri; Anguilliformes; Anguillidae
Gene: dph2
Product: diphthamide biosynthesis 2
Exons: 7
Coding region: 439-1926 (495 amino acids)
Biological process (GO): protein histidyl modification to diphthamide
Molecular function (GO): 2-(3-amino-3-carboxypropyl)histidine synthase activity
Source: RefSeq, a predicted model, not a curated record
UGAGACAUUGUCUUCUUCUUUUGAACAGAUUUAGACAAUUUAUUAUUUGCUUCAGUUUUUCAGUACCAUUAUUUAAUGCAAAUUGUGUGAUUUGACAAAUUUCCGUUCAGUUCUGUCAGUCAAUUCUUCAGUUUUACAAUCUGUAGAUUCAAGAAAUUACUGCUGUCUGUUUAGGGCUGUAAAGCUUCUUUAUUACAGACAGCAUGGAGAGUGCAAAACAUCUCUGAGGGAGGCAAUACAAGCUUUUUAAAAAUAAUAUUUCUGCGUGUAAAAAAUGGGCAUAGUAGAAAAGCAAAGGGAGUUACAGAUGCUUCAAGGGCACUUGUAAUUGGUGCAGGUGUAUAAACGGGAUGUUUCGGUUAUUGGGGAAAAAGCAACGUAUUCAACGUGUCCUCAGUCACAUACAGCCUAGUUCAUCUAAAGGACAUUUUCCAAACCAUGUUCAGCAGCAGUGGUUACCAGGCCCCCCAAGGAUCCGUGGAUACUGGGACAAACAUUAGCACAAAAAUGGAAGAAAUCCUUGAAGAAAUGUAUGAGAUGAAGAAAACCUGUGAUUUCAUAAAGAAUAAUUCUUUCAAUAAGGUUGCCCUGCAGUUCCCGGAUGACUUGCUGGUGGACUCAGUACAGAUUGCUUCGCAAAUUGAGAAGGAAACGGGUGCAAAACUAUACAUCCUGGGAGACACAUCAUAUGGCAGCUGCUGUGUAGAUGAGGUGGCAGCAGAGCAUGUUGAGGCCCAAUGUAUUAUCCACUAUGGAAGAGCUUGUCUCAGUCCCUCAAGGAGGCUUCCUCUGAUGUACGUGUUUGGGAAGAGACCUGUGGACCUACAGAAAUGCGUGCUCUCCUUCCACAGUCUGUAUCCUGACAGACAGAGCAAUAUUAUAAUUCUAUAUGAUGUAACCUAUUUCCAUAUAAUAGAUGAUCUCCUGGACCUGCUCUCCCCUGAGUAUCCAAAUGUGGUGAAAUCUGUUCUUCAUGUAGAUGGGAAUCAGUGUUGCAUUCUUGGAUCAAUACAGGGUCAGCACAUUGAUUCACCAACACAUUCACACCAGGAUGGAUGCAAGUAUGUUCAUAAAUUUGGCCGAGUGUUCAGCUUGAAAGAAGAGUAUAAGGUGGAGGACUAUAGUAUGUUCUACAUCGGGCAAGAGGGCGCAACACUAACGAACUUCAUGAUGACCUGGAACCAGUGCUGUUUCAGUUCGUUUGACCCUGAGACAACAGUGUGGCGGCAAGAGACCGUCAACAUCAACCGUGCCCUGAUGAAGCGCUACUACUUGAUUGAGAAAGCGAAGGACGCCGGUGUGGUGGGAAUCCUGGUGGGCACUCUUGGUGUAGCCAGUUACCUUACAAUUAUUGAUCAACUGAAAGAUACAGUUCGCAAGGCUGGAAAAAAAAGCUACGUGUUUGCCAUGGGAAAAUUGAAUGUUCCCAAGUUGGCCAACUUUCUAGAGAUCGACAUCUUUGUCCUGGUGGCUUGCUCAGAGAGUUCUCUUCUGGACUCCAGUGAGUUCUACCGGCCUGUGGUGACACCCUUUGAGAUGGAGGUGGCUUGUAACAAGCACAAGGAGUGGACGGGCCAGUAUGUAACUGACUUCAGAGAUCUACUGCCAGGGGCUUGCAAUGGUGUGAACUUGCCCAGUCCAGACGCCGAUGAGAAUGAUGGAGAGGAAGUGGAUGUCUCCCUCAUUACCGGGGCUCUUAGAUCCACAUAUUUCUCCUCCUCUCUGCCUAUUGACUGCAGCGAUGAUACUUCUGUGGUCCAGAGAAACAAGACCCUCACAGUGGCUCACAACAACACAGCAGCCUCUUUCCUGCAGGGUCGUACCUGGCAGGGAUUGGAACAGGAACUGGGAAGAACGCCGGUUGUAAAAGCAGUGGAGGGCAGGAGAGGGAUUGCCAUUGUCUAUGAAGACGAAGGGAAGAACUGAUACUGAUAUUGGUAUACUGAAUGAGAUUUUUUAAAUAAUACUGUUUGAAACAACAAAUAUGAUGACUUACUCUUAUGAACUUCUUUCCGUGUACAAGGACUGUGAUUCAAUUGGUAAACGAACCUAGCUCAUACAUAUCCUACAUUAAAAUGAAUAGUUUAUUCUAAUGAAGUGUAGCUGAAUGUCUUCAUCAAGAGUGCAAGGUACAAACUCCAAAGAAAGAAAGAUUGCACUACACAAGCCAUGACUGUACAUACACUCACCGCCUUGACAUUAGGCCUUACUUAAGGCCAUUGGCACAACUUAGAGUUUCUGAAAGGUUUUUGGUCUGGAUUUACAUGCAUAGACAGUGGAUGGUGUAAAUUUGCCAGUUCCUGUGUUAAGUGUUAUAGUAGGGUAUUGAAUUAAGAUACAGUCAUUAAGUUAUCCAAUUUGAAUACCAGUAUAAUUUCAAUUACUUAAAAUGGUUAAAAAAAUUAAAAAAAAAAAACUUGUUCACAAUAAUAUAUUGUAAUAUGUAAAUAGCUUUGUUCAUUGCUUUCAUUGACAGAAUAAUGUUCACAAUAUUUCAAUGGGAGUAAAGGCUUUGGGUUUUUACUUAUAAUUGCUGUAAAUAGAUUUGUAAGAAAAAUUGGAAGAAAACAUUUACACUAUUUAAAUUUGAGUAGUUUUAUUUAAUUUUAUUUUUUUCAUUUUCUGUGUGUUUCUGAUUAGCCCAGGCAAUUUUUUUGUGAUGAAACAUAUUUUUGAAAUUUAUUGCGACAUGCUCUUUAUACAAUGGCUAGUGUAGGGGCAUUUACAGAUUUGGCCAAUUUUACAGAUUGACAGGCGGCAGUGUAGUGAAAUGGGAAUUGGUCUUGGAACCUGAAGGUUACAGGUUUGACUCCCUGGUAGGACACUGCCAUUGUACCCUUGAGCAAGGUACUUAACCUGCAUUGCUUCAGUAUAUAUCCAGCUGAGUAAUUGGAUGCAAUGUAAAUGCUAUGUAAAAAAAUAAAUAAAGUUGUAUAACUGGAUGAGAUCAUCUAAUAAAUGGCA